AUGUCAAAUUCACAAAAAGUAAGAGAAAAUAAAAUAAAAGAAUUAAUAGAAAAAGAGGACCUAAUAAAUAGACAACUACAAGAUAUACUGUAUCAAAGGAAUCAUAUCGAUGUUAAAUUAAAUACAGUAUCAAAAUUAUUUUCCAAAAUAGAACAGACAAGGAGAAGUGGCCAAGAAAUUGCAAAUACUGUAAACAAUACUGCCGAAUUAUCGGAUAGUAUCACUGCAAAAAUUCACCAACUUGAUAUUGCUCGAGCCCGUGUUUUCGACUGUCAAACCCGUUUGAAUGAUUUAAUCGAUUUGAGAUUAUGCAGUGAUGGUGUUCUACUGGCUAUGAAAAAUGAGGAAUAUGAACAAGCUGCCGGCCAUAUUCAUCGAUUUUUAUCAAUGAAUCAAUUAAUGCUUCAACAAACAGCAUCCGACAUAUCCGCAAAUACAAACAGUAUUACAAAUGCAGUAACAACAUUACAAAAUGCUUGUACAAAAUUGCAUCAAAUCGUUAAAGCAAAAUUCGAUGAAGCUGUUAGUAAAGGAGAUUUAGCUUCGAUUGAAAGAUAUUUUAAAUUAUUUCCUCUUUUAAAUUUACAUGAAGAUGGUCUUUCUAAAUUUUCGUUGUAUUUAUGUUCUAAGAUAUAUGAAACAUCUACAAAGAAUAUCGAAAAAGCUCUUGAAACAUCACAACAUGAUAAACGAGCACACAUUAUCUAUGCAGAUAUACUAACACUAUUAUUCGAAGGUGUUGCACGAAUUAUUGAAAUUCAUAGUCCACUACUAGAGACGUAUUAUCAAACUGGUAGAUUAUUAUCAGUUAUUCUAAUAAUACAAAAGGAAUGUGAUCGACAAACUAGAAAAAUUUAUAACGAAUUUGUAAAACGGCGACAAAUUGUAAAAACUAUGACACAAAUAAAUGAUUAUCUGAAGAAUUCAUCAAUUACAAAAUUAAAUAAUGAUAAAUUGGAUCCAAAAUCACUUGAUGUACUCAUUACUGAAUUAAGUAUUAUGCAUUCAAGAGCUGAAAUGUAUUGUAGAUUUUUAAGUAGACGUGUUUUAACAGAUUUGGAAUCAGCUUUACCAGAAAUUAGUGCCGGAAAAGCUGAUGUAUUUAAACAAAUGUUAAAAACCAGUGAAUUAAGCCAAUGUAUGCAUGAAUUGAUUAGCAAUUAUUUACUUUUUGAACAGUUUUUCUUAGAAGAAUCUGUAAAAAAAGCAAUUUCAUUAGAUACACCAGAAGAAGGUCAACAAACUUCUAGUAUGGUGGAUGAUGUUUUCUUUAUUUUACGAAAAUGUGUUAGGCGAUCAAUAUCAAGUGGAAGUUUAGAUGCGAUUUGUGCAAUGAUUAACAAUGUAUGUGGUAUUUUGGAAAAUCAUUACUGUUCAAUAUUACGUGAAAAUUUACGACAAGGUUAUCCAUCUGGAUAUUUAGAUUUAACGCAAGCAUAUAGUGUCCUUCAAACGUCUAUACAACAAGGUCGUAUUCAAUCUGGGAACGAUUUAGAUCAAUCUAGAUUAAGUUUUAUUACCCAUUUAAAUAAUACAAGCGUCAGUUGUGAGUAUGUGGAUACUCUGUGUACAGCAUUAAUGGAAGAAGUUGUUAAAUCAAUGCCACAAAUAACUUCAAAUGAUCGAGAGAAAUUAGAAAGUUGUAUAUCCGGACUUUCUGCAGUUACCACAAAUUUAAAAUCAAUUGAAGAUUAUGGUAUGGAACAAUUAAGAUCAAGUGCAAUUAAACCACGUGUCAAUCAAUGGCUUGAUGAAUUUUUAAAUGUUCCUCAUGAAAUUACAGAGGACGAAUUGUCAGAAUAUGAGGCCAAAGAAACGUUCAUACAAACAUUAAUUAUGCAUUUAGAACAUUUAUUAAACUCUUUCCGAAAUGUGCUAACCACAUCAAACUUCGAUACACUAGUAGGAAUUUUAUCAGCAGAUGUAACAGCACGCUUUGAAAAAGUGAUAUUUCAAUCAAAAUUCAACAGGUUGGGGGGUCUAAUUUUGGAUAAAGAAAUUCGAGCUUUAACAACAUAUUUAACAUCGGCAACAUCCUGGUCUAUCAGAGAUAAAUUUACAAGAUUAAUACAAAUUGCAACAAUAUUAAAUAUGGAACGUGUAACUGAAAUAUCUGAAUAUGAACAAUUAAGUGGUGAGAACUUUUCAUGGCGAUUAACACCAGUGGAAUUACGACAAAUUGUAUCGUUAAGGACUGAUUUUACUCCAGAUGAAUUAAAUAAAUUUAAAAUAUAG
Chrysoperla carnea is the source of this 2235-nucleotide messenger RNA. RefSeq names its product conserved oligomeric Golgi complex subunit 4 (gene Cog4). The record is from RefSeq and is a predicted model, not a curated record. The transcript has 9 exons. Lineage: Eukaryota; Metazoa; Arthropoda; Insecta; Neuroptera; Chrysopidae. Bases 1 to 2235 code for a protein of 744 amino acids.